Serendipita indica DSM 11827 is the source of this 699-nucleotide messenger RNA. The record is from the annotation of a GenBank genome assembly. Lineage: Eukaryota; Fungi; Basidiomycota; Agaricomycetes; Sebacinales; Serendipitaceae.
AUGGACUAUGCGAUGAGCAACACGGGCCAACCGCCGACGGGAGAUCGUUUAAAGGAGAUUAUUCAAGGACCAUCAGAUGUUGAAUGGAAAUACGAGAUGCGUCGUGAUUGUCAGGAAAUCAUUCCUGGUCUACUUCUUGGUCCAUUUCUUGUCUCUAGAAACCUCGAACGCCUCAAGGCGCUCGCGGUCACGCACAUUGUCUGUAUACGCGAUGCAGCAGAAGCAUUCUCCGUCAAACCGCGUUUCCCGGGCCAGUUCCACUAUCUUACGCUGGAUGUUAAAGACACCGAGGACCAGAACCUGAUCAGCUUAUUCCCCGGCGCGCGAGAUUUCAUCUACAAGGCGAUCAACCAAGGAGGCCGAGUUCUCGUACAUUGCAAUGGCGGCAUAAGCCUAUCACCCGCAUUCGUGGUCAUGUUCGUAAUGGAACACUUUCAACUAUCGUGUGACGACGCGCUACAUAUGGUCCAGAACAGGAGAUAUUGCAUCUCUCCCAACGGCGGUUUUCUGCUGCAGAUCAAGGAAUACGAAGCCAUUUACAAAGCCUCUCUUGCAGUAGCAAACGCUCCGGCUAUACCGCAACGCGCGAAUCGACGAAAGAGAGAGGAAGAAGAGGACGACGAAGAGUCUGAAAGGAAACGAGUACAGUAUGAAGAGGGGCCGCCUAUGAUGAUGUACGCGGACUAUAUGGCUACUUGA